GUCAACCACCAACGGAUACCAAAGGCCUCGUCCGGCGCGGCACCUUCACUGACCGCCACUCGUCGCAGAGCGGCUGACCACCGCCAUGAACGUCUUUGUCCAGAACUUGCCCGACAAUGUCACCUACACCGAGGUCGAGAGGACCUUCGACCGCCCGCUGAGGCAGUGUGGCGUGAGGGACUUCCACAUUGAGAAGCAUCGCGGCAGAGGGAAUGCCACCAUCACCAUCCUCGACGUGCGCGCCGGCCAGAACUUCUUGGCCACAUAUGGCACCAUUCCCUCAUACCGCGGUGGUAAGCCGGGCCUGCCAUUGCGCUACAAUAACCAGCAACUGCGAAUCGUCAAGGACAAGAACGAGCCCAGUGAUUUUGCCGUCCAGGCUUUGGCAUAUGAGCAGAAGAAUGAGCAGAAGAAGCAACACCACCCUCCACCUUCUGUCACUCAGUCUCAGGUGAGCCAAGUCAGGAAUGAAAUCACCUGCAAUGUCCUCCAAGUCGGCAACUGGGAGUACGCCAAAGACGCACCAUCACAAAUCGAUCCUAAGCUGGGCUUCACCUCCUAUUUCGCAGACUAUCGUCAAGGCCGUGUCAUCUUUGGCCGUAGGGAAGCAAAGAUCAUCUUCGGCGACGUCCGCUCUAUACAGCACCGCAUCGAUAUCCCCUACCACGACUGUCGAGAUAUCAUUCUAGGCACUUCAACCGAGCCAACCGUCAGCUUCACUCUCCAUGUCGCUCCGAAGCUGUACGAGCUCGAUGCGCUGCAGGAAAGGGACGAUCUGAGUGCACUUCUCGCUCAGAUGUCUGCAGCCAGUCUGAACCGGUCAAUUCCACCAAUGAGCUUCCAACACAUCGGCAAGAAGUUUAGAGUGUCGUCAAUCAACACUCGUCAUGCUCAGGUGGUGGGACAGUGCUUUGUGUAUCGGAUCGCACUGCUGGAUGGAAGCAAGCUUUCGCGCAUCCGCGACCUCGUUUCGAGGAGUGGAAAGUGCACUGUUCUGGCCCUGAAGACAGGCGUCACCAAUUCGAAAGAACCGAUGGAUAAAUCCUUCACGCGCUUGAACCACGAACUCUCCGAUCAAGGUCGAUACGGCUCACGUCCAUUUCAAUUGCUGUAUCAAGUGGAUCGGCUGGCGCGCAAUGGUUUCUUGCCUCCAGACAAGGUCCUUGCAUUGCUGCCGAUGAUCUCGAGAAUCCACAAGGCGCAUGGCCUAGCGCAGACCGUUGCAGGGCUGCGGCUACUCUCUCGCAAUUUGCCCCUUCCUGGACCCGAUACAGAGGCCCAAGAUUUCUCUCUCGAGUCACUCGAGGAGUUGCUAGAGGAAUACGUCGCUUGCUACGAUGCUUUUGCACCCGAUAAUCCGUACGAGCUGGCUAAGCGAUACAGUCACAUUAACCUCAUCCACAGAGUGGUGGUGACACCUACGGGAAUUCGCUUGGAGGGCCCCGAGCCUGAGCCGACCAACCGCGUGCUACGGCUCCAUGCACAGAACACCGAUAACUUUGUGCGAAUGGUAUUUCAAGAUGAAGACGGAGGUCGAGUCAAGUUUGACUGGUCGAGCGACUACCAACGCAUCUACCAUGAACGAUUCCAGGGCAUUCUCGAUAAGGGCAUUACCAUCGCAGGCAAGAGCUUCACGUUUCUGGGCUUCUCUCAUUCGUCGCUGCGCAGUCAAUCGUGCUGGUUCAUGGCACCGUUCGUCAAGGCCGGAUCGUUAAUGUUUGCUGAGAAAGUCAUCAAGGAACUCGGUAACUUUUCUGGGAUUAGGACUCCAGCCAAGUGUGCGGCACGCAUCGGCCAGAACUUUACCGAUACCAAUACGAGUGUCAGACUGCAGAGAGAUCAAGUCUUUGAACUUGCGGAAGUCGUGCGAAACGGGCACGACUUUGCGGAUGGCGCAGGCACCAUAUCAAAAGGUCUCCUCGAAGAGGUCUGGAAGGUAUAUGGCACGAAGCGAAUGCUGAAGCCCACUGCGUUACAAAUCCGCUUUCAGGGUGCGAAAGGCAUGGUUGCUCAGGAUACUCGACUCCCGGGCAAGCGUCUGAUGCUUCGAAACAACAUGAGGAAGUACCUGACGGGGGCGGACGACCACAUGGAUCUCGAGAUUUGCGGUGCUGCUUUCCGACCCCUCCCCAUGAUUCUCAACCGUGGGUUCAUCAAGAUUCUCGAAGAUCUGGCAGUGCCCGAGCAGUCCUUCAUCAAUUUGCAGAAUAAAGCCAUGGAGAGAUUGAGAAUGAUGACUCAAUCCGCGAUCAACACGGGCACGUUGCUCGACGAAGUGCACACCAGCAAGGCCAGCGGCUUGCCCUCCCUCAUUCGAUAUCUCGGACAGAUCGGGCUGGACUAUCAUCACGACGACUUUCUGUACGCUGCUGUCGAGCUUGCAGUCAUUUCCGAGCUGCGGGAUAUCAAGCACCGAGGACGCAUUCCGGUUCCGAAGGGCGUGACCCUGUUCGGCGUUCCAGACGAGACUGGCUACUUGAAAGAGGGUGAGAUCUUCGUCAUCACCGAGAGAGGUCCCACUGGCGGGAAAGAGAUUCUGGUUCGGGAUAAAGUGAUCAUCACCCGGUCGCCAGCGCUACACCCCGGAGAUAUUCAGCUCGCCAAAGCCGUGGAUGUUCCUCCCGGCAAUUCGAAUCGACAGCUUUCCAACGUCGUCGUAUUCAGCAAGUGGGGACAACGAGACUUGCCCAGCAAGCUCUCCGGGGGCGAUUUGGAUGGAGACCUCUACAACGUCAUCUGGGAUGAAACCCUGAUCCCCUGGAUGAUUUAUGCACCCGCACAGUACCCUCGAGUGCCGCCGGUAGAAUUACCGCGCGACGUGACGCGCAAGGAUAUGAGCGACUUCUUCGUGACCUUCAUGGAGAACGACAAGCUUGGUUUGAUAGCCAAUCAACAUCUGCAGCUGGCGGAUCAGCGUCCCAUGGGCACUCUCGACCCAGAUUGCAUCAAAUUGGCGGCCUUGGCCUCCACUGCUGUAGACUAUAGCAAGACUGGCAUUCCGGCCAACAUGGGUACCGCGCCGAGGCCCGCCAAAUUUAAGCCUGACUAUAUGGCUCCCAAUCCGCGAGUGGUGUUCUCGCAGGAGGGGCUCCUGGAUCUCGAGGACGAAGAUUUCGCGCCUGACGAAGCGUUCGAUACCAUCGACGCCGAGCGCCGGCCGAUGCGUUACUACGAGAGUCAAAAAGUCCUUGGCAUCCUAUACCGAAGCAUCGACGAGCGACAGUUUCUCGCCGAUAUGCAACGCGGUCAUCGCCUUGCAGUCACUGCCCACUCUCGGCAUGAUUUGAUGCCCGAGCUUCUGCAAUAUGUCGUACACACUGCCACGGUCACUUACGGAGGCAAUCUGUACAAACAUCACAAAGAAUUUGCACGACAGAUCCGCAACAGCUUUGAGGAGAGCAUGACGAAUCUCAUGUACGACUGCGAGCCGACGCCACACAAACCCCUUUCCGAAACCGAAGUCUUCGCAGGCCAAAUUCUAGGUCGCCAGAAUGGCCCCGAUGGCAAAAUGCUUCGCGAGCUAAGUGAAGUGAUGCGCGGACGUUUCGAGAAAAUUGUGGAAUAUUGCAACAUGCGCAUCACGUACGGUGACGAUCAAAUGGAAGAAGUAGAUGAUCUCGACGACCUCUACGGCGCAGAGUACAGCAAUCGAGAAGUCGAAGCCCUUCCACGUGCCAUUGCAUGUUUGGAGGUCGCUGUCCGUGAGCCUGGCUACAAGGAUCCUUGGGUGGGAGAAUUGGUGAGUUUCAAAUACAUUGCUGCUGCUGCUGCAUUGAAGGAGUUGGAUCGUUAUCGGGUUACCACGUAUGCUAGUUAUGCGGGCUUGCCACCUCUGGCGAGCUUGUGAGAGAUGGGGGAUAGGCAGUGAGCAGCGAUGGAUGGAUGACAGGAGAACUUUCUUUCGGAGCCCAAACGAAGUAGCAUGGAGUUUGUUGUCGGGUAGUUUCAACGAUUGUGAAGUGACGAAUGGAAUGGAAAAUUUCAC
Messenger RNA from Sphaerulina musiva SO2202, 3985 nucleotides. Its product is annotated as RdRP-domain-containing protein. Gene Ontology annotation, cellular component: nuclear RNA-directed RNA polymerase complex. Gene Ontology annotation, molecular function: RNA-directed RNA polymerase activity. Bases 86 to 3847 code for a protein of 1253 amino acids. Gene Ontology annotation, biological process: siRNA processing. Lineage: Eukaryota; Fungi; Ascomycota; Dothideomycetes; Mycosphaerellales; Mycosphaerellaceae. The record is from RefSeq and is a predicted model, not a curated record. The transcript is spliced from 6 exons.